AUGAAUUUUUUGGCGAAGACUGUUGCGUCUCUAUCUGGAGGAUUCUCAAGUAUUCCAUACAACUUUGGAGAUGUCAUAGUUACUGGAGUAGAGAACGAUAUCUAUUCCAAUUCUAUAUGGAAUGUCUAUAAGGGAACUUCCAAGUCCGAUAAGACUGUAAACUGUUCUAUUUUCAUGGUUGAUACCAAGUCUGUCACUGAUGAGCUAUUUGUUGAUAUGAUUGGAAACGCGUUCAAGUUCAGUAAGGUGUUGAAGUUGCCUGGAGUGCUGAAUGUUUUGCAUGCUUCCAACAAUGAUUCCCAUUAUUACAUUGUGACAGAACAGGCUAUCCCUUUGGACAAGUAUCUUUCCCAGAAUGAUCUCACAAGCGAACAACUAUUAUUUGGUCUUUACAAUAUAUCUGAGGCACUCAAAUUCAUCAACGUUGAAGGUGCGACUGCUCAUUGCAAUGUGAAUAGACAUUCAAUUUUUGUAACCGAAUCAGGUGAAUGGAAACUGUUUGGCUUCGAGUUGGCUACAAAUGCCCAGAAUAUUUCUACAUCCCUAGUCCCCAUGGGAUUUCGUCUCCCUUCAUUCAAGGAUACUCUAGCACCCCCAGAGUAUCUGAAAGAUAGUCAGACUUGUGUCCAGUCACUUUUGCAAGCUAUCAAGAUUGAUGCUUGGCAAUUAGGUGUACUGACGUAUGAGCUAUUUAAUGAUGUGAAAAUGACGGACAGUUCGUUGAUGAAUUCCUUUACAAAGAUUCCAAAAAACCUAGUUCCCUACUUAAGAAAAUUGCUUAGUCCUUCAGUUGCAAGUCGUUGCUCACCUCAACAGUUUUUUGAAGUUGGUACUUCAACUUUUUUUAAAUCUCCUCUGGUCGACAUGGUCAAGAUAUUGAACGAAUUUUCCUUAGCUGCUGACCACGAAAAGCUGGCCUUUUUUCAGAACCUCCAAACUGAAGAGAUUACCCCUCCAAAUGGAUUCUUGGAGAAUAAGGUGCUACCACAUCUUCUGACAUUUUUCAAACAGACAACCCAGGAAAAUAAACCAAUGUUGUUACAUUUAAUUCUCAAGCUCUCUCUAACUAUUCCCAAGGAACGGUUUACAGAUCAUAUAAAACCCGUUAUUUUGGAAAUGAUUCACGUCCCCGACAGAUCUAUAAGGAUGACUCUGUUGACAACAUUACCAUUAUAUGUAGAAAAAUUGGACAAGCAAGAUAUAAACAAUCGUUUUUUUGCGGCUUUUCUAACAGGUUUCAACGACUCUAACGUUGCCAUUAGAGAAGAGACGAUCAAAUCAUCAGUAUUACUAGCCCCAUUCUUGAAUGAGAGGCCCUUGAACAAUGAGCUGUUGAGGUAUUUAGCCAAGACGCAAAUGGAUGAAGCUGCCGAGAUCCGUUCAACCACGAUACUAUGUCUCAAUAAGAUAGCAUCCCACCUCAGUGUUGGAUCGAGGUCUAAUGUUCUAAUUAUUGCAUUUAGUAAGUCCAUUAGAGAUCCUCAUAUUCCCUCUAGACUGAACGCGUUGACGGCCUUUAAUGACAAUAUUGAUUUAUUUACCCCUGAGGAAUGCUGUUCUCGAGUUCUAUCUGCCAUUGCACCAUUAUUGUUAGAUAAGUUCUCUACUAUUAGAUCAGAAUGCGACAGGGUAUUCAAGUUGUACAUGGAAAAGAUUGAAAAGGCAGCAAAAGAAAUACCGGAUGACACAGACGAUGCGAUUGAACUUGUUAAUGAUGAGAUGAACAAACAAGAAAACCUCAAGGAACAGAUAGGUUCUUUCGGUGACUUUGGGUGGAGCGCUCUUACAAACAUCACCAACAAGAUAGGAGGCACACUCAAUGCAGAGGUAAACCAAGUUACUCCAGGACCCAGUCAGGCACAAACCCCCACACAAUCAUUUACCAAUCUCCCGUCACAGGUUUUACAACCUACGAUUUCAAAGGCCACCGAAGACGAUUCUUGGAACUUUGACAUGGAGAAGGAGCCAUCCUCUCAACGGUUCAACACUGAAGAAAAGCUUCCCCAGCAUAGAUCUAAACCAAUAACGUUAGGCAAGAAAUCUUUAAGUUUGAAAACACUCAGCCUAAAACCUAAUGCAAACACACCCAACACUAAAAUCUCCAACAAGAUGGACCAAAAUGCGUGGGAUGAUGACAAUGAUAAUUGGGAUAAUGAUUUCGAGUUUGGAGAUAAUAAUAUAGAGGGAGAAGAAGCAGAAGAAGACGAAGGUUGGGGAGAUCAAUGGUAA
Komagataella phaffii GS115 is the source of this 2229-nucleotide messenger RNA. RefSeq names its product Cytoplasmic component of the nuclear aminoacylation-dependent tRNA export pathway. The record is from RefSeq and is a predicted model, not a curated record. NCBI's taxonomy places the organism in Eukaryota, Fungi, Ascomycota, Pichiomycetes, Pichiales, Pichiaceae. The transcript has a single exon. Bases 1 to 2229 code for a protein of 742 amino acids. Gene Ontology annotation, biological process: tRNA export from nucleus; protein phosphorylation. Gene Ontology annotation, cellular component: cytoplasm. Gene Ontology annotation, molecular function: ATP binding; protein kinase activity.